ACCUAUCUUUGAAUCGCACGAUACCGUCCGUUGCAAUUGUGAAGUCACCAGGAAGUCGUCCUGAUCGACUGCAAUCACCUGCAUGAAACAUUUUUUGACGAUGCACCAUAGUAUUACAAGAAGUGCACCCUUCCACACAUUUUGAUUCUUCCCACGACGCGAUGCUUAUCAAACGAGAACCGCUUGUCGAUGGCAUCGCAGACCCAACAGGUUCGAAUUCUGAUCAUAGUAAUUCCAAUCCUGAUGGUUCAGAUUCUGUGACCUAUAAUUUCGCACGACUGCAUCUUCCUCCCGAAGACGUCGACACCAUCCUCUCAAACGAACUCUUGCAACUUUCCAGCAAAGAUCGAAACGCAAUCGAUGAAGAGAUCCACGGUGUGAGACAGAUGGCACGCAAGGAAAAUCCGGAAUUCCUCAAGGCCGCCCUUCUGCGGCUUUCUGAGGAAAUCGAUAGGAUACCGGACACUAAUCCAAUCAAGAGCGCAUAUAAUAAAAGCCAGAAAAUCGGAGAAACGUACGUGAACAAAGAGGAUUUCCGUCUGCGAUUUCUUCGUUGCGACUUAUUUGAUGCCAAGAAGGCCGCCAUGCGGUUGGUGAAAUUUUUAGACUUGGCCUUCAGUCUUUUCGGACACGAGGUUCUGGAGCGACCAAUGAAAAUCUCGGAUCUCAGCAUAGAAGAAAUGAAACUUAUGCGGAUGGGCCCUUUUCAAGUUCUGCCGUACCGCGAUCGAAGCGGCAGACCGGUUGUAACCUGGGUCGAUGAUUUUGCUACCAAGCACGGAGACAAGAGGUUCAGGGUACGUUUUUUGUAUUUGAUCGAACGCUUUCGUAAAGGAAUACUUUGCGAUAGAAUGAAGUUAUCAAACUCCAGGGGCAAUUAUGCAGUCCGUUCUUCUGCGCUUAGCAUUCUUCACUUAUUCUUCGCACCAUUCCUCUCAUUGCGUACACAGGCGAAAAUGACGAUGUAUAUGAUGUAUGCCUUGUCUGAUGAUAUCGAAAGUCAACGAAGAGGCUUCGUUCAUAUAACCUGGCCCGGUUCUAAACCAAUUGCGGCCGUACCCGACUUGGACGAGUUAGAUMUAAAACUAAUGCAGGUGCUGCCAAUACGAUUGUGCGCCGGCCACUUUUGCGUACCCGAUAAGCCGUUUUUCCAUAUCAUUCGAUCAAUGUUUGCUAUAACCAUGGGCUCUACCAUGAGGAGUAGAUUAAAAUUUCAUAUCGGUGAGUGUUGUACAAGUAUGACAAUACCAAUUCCGUAAACUAUUUUCUGUGACAGUCACUGUUUACGUUUUUCUCGGAAGAGAUGAGGUGUUGCACUGAACUGUUUGUUGCUAUCUUGCUUUGACAAAUCGUAUUAAUUCUAGGAGAACCAGUUGAGCUAGAAUACGCGCUAAGGAGUUUUGGGAUUCCAUUCGAGUUGAUCCCAGUCACCGGAACGGGAAAUGUUAAGACUGCUUAUCACAGACAAUGGAUUCGACUUCGGAAAGCCAUCGACAACGAGAGGACUAAAGGAAUCGGAGACGGUUGUUCCAUGAUCGAGAUCCCGCGGUCUGCCGACGUCAUAUUUCGCACGGGCAAUUCGUUGACCUGUCACCCCGGAAACUCGAUAUUCCAAGACGUUAUACAAUCAAAAAUACAGCAACACUCAACCGCAACACAAGUUGAGAAAAUGACCAUUACCAAGGAAAUAAUUGAGCAGAUCCAGCGCAACAACGGUCGGUUUUUACAGUGGGACAAGAAUGGUUGGUGGAUUGAAAUCGAGGGCAGAUCUCAUAUCCACGCCAAGGUAGCUGUCGCUGUAAGGGACUUUAAAAGCAAAGUUKUAGCUAAAGCGAACCGACAGAACUGCCAAAGUGGCACCUCUGUCUUUCAGAAUCAGGAUGGAAAGCGUAGAAAGGUCACGCACAAUUUCGACUCGGAUGACGAUGUUAAUGAAAUGAGGUGCUCCCUGUUGUCACUCGAUACUUCCGYCAUGUUUUAAAAGCCUUUUAUUGGGACUUGUAAUCCUUCCUUGUGAUGUCCACUGCAAGGAAAUAUCUACUCUCUUGCAGUACCGACAACAGGAACGACGACAAAGAUUCAAGAGCACAGCCGAUCUUAGCCUUGUGAUAUGUUUUCUCCUAUCAUUCAUAUGAAACCAAACAGCACACGCCUGCCACUUCUAAAGAAUCGUUUUAAAAAAAAAGCAUGACUUUAGUUCUCUCCUUUUUCUUCGAUCCAUCCCGGGUAUACGAAUCAACCACUUUCGAAAUUCGAAUGCUGUACAGAAUCGCAAAACGUGCAAUAUUCUCAACUUCUCAAUGCAGUACAACAUAUUGAAUUAAAUUAAAUUAAAUCAA
Molecule: messenger RNA, 2339 nt
Organism: Pseudo-nitzschia multistriata
Lineage: Eukaryota; Bacillariophyta; Bacillariophyceae; Bacillariales; Bacillariaceae
Source: the annotation of a GenBank genome assembly